This is a messenger RNA of Brugia malayi, 1416 nucleotides long. RefSeq lists its product as uncharacterized. The record is from RefSeq and is a predicted model, not a curated record. Gene Ontology annotation, molecular function: inward rectifier potassium channel activity. The coding region runs from base 1 to 1416 and encodes 471 amino acids. The transcript is spliced from 8 exons. Gene Ontology annotation, cellular component: plasma membrane. NCBI's taxonomy places the organism in Eukaryota, Metazoa, Nematoda, Chromadorea, Rhabditida, Onchocercidae. Gene Ontology annotation, biological process: regulation of monoatomic ion transmembrane transport; potassium ion import across plasma membrane.
AUGAAGAAAAAUUUAAUAUUUGAAGUGUUUACCAAUGUGAUGGAAUGCGAGGACACCUUAAUAACCUCGGAUAACCGAGAACGUUCAUCACGAUUUUUCAAAGCGCCACGAAUUGGUUCACGUCGAAUCCGUAAUAGAUUAGUACAGAAAGGUGGCAUAUGCAAUAUAUCACUUGUUAAUGUACCCAAACAACGGCGGAAAUAUUUCAGUGAUAUCUUUACGACAGUAAUCGAAAUUAGAUGGCGUUGGACACUGUUAUUCUUUGCAACAUCAUUCAUCGCCUCAUGGACCUUUUUCUUUUCUGUUUACUAUUUCUUUACAACAAUUCAUGGUGAUUUCGAGCAUAUAAACGAUCCAAAUUGGAUUCCAUGUAUUAUGAAUGCUAAUAGUAAAACAAAUAUCUUUUUAUUUUCAUUUACAACUCAAACAACAAUUGGUUAUGGUUUUAGAUAUCCAACAACUGAGUGCCCAUUAAUUAUUAUAACAAUGUGCCUUCAAUUUAUGGUUGGUGUUAUGUGUCAUACAUUGAUGACUGGUGUAAUAUUUGCUAAAUUAGCAAGGCCUAUCAAACGAGCUGCAACAAUUAUUUUCAGUAAAAAUGCAGUAAUCUGUAUGCGAGAUGGUAAAUUGUGCCUACUUUUUCGGGUUGGUGAUAUGAGAAAAAGCUCAUUAGCCGAAGCUCAUGUUCGUUUACAGAUGAUCAAGAAAUGUAUAACAUAUGAGGGAGAGCUGUUACCUUUCCAUCAAUUUGAUAUGGAUGUUGGCUAUGAUACGGGCUUGGAUCGUGUAUUUGUCAUUUGGCCAAUAACAGUUUGUCAUGAGAUUGAUGAGAAUAGCCCGCUGUAUGAAGUUAGCAAAGAAAGUUUACGUACUGCUCGAUUUGAAAUUAUUGCUAUUCUCGAAGGUGUUGUCGAAUCGGUUGGUUCAACAACGCAAGCACGAACAUCUUAUUUACCUAAUGAAAUUUUAUGGGGUAAACGUUUUGAAAAGCUUGUAACAUAUCAACGUGAUAAUGGUGAAUACAGGAUUGAUUUUGAAAAAUUUCACAAUGUUUAUGAUGUUGAUACUCCACCGUGCUCAGCAAAAGAACUUGACAAGAUGAGGGAUCUUGGUUUAAAACCAGAGAAUGCUUAUCAAAUAGCGCCUGAUUUGAAUGAUAAUUCGGCUGGAAGUUCACCGAUUAUUGCAAUUCAUCCGAAAGGUUCCAGUCCACGUCUAUCCGUUUUAUUGAGUAAAGGUGAUAAUGGCACCUUGCGUCAUCCGGAUAAAGUUGAAACGGAUGAUGAGGAUAAUGAUCAGACAAUUCAUGUAGAUGUUGGCUUACAACAUAAGCGAUCACUAUUGACGCACGCUCAAAGUCCGGAUAUUUUAGCACGCCAUAAACAAUCAAUAAGACGAGGUCCUGAUCUUUUUUAA